AUGGCAACGAAUAUGCUUGCAUCGCAGUGCGAGGAUCCGCAGUUUAUUUUCACCAACUUUACUACUUUCGGCUCUUGCUACGAUGGCUAUCACCAAGCCCCGGGCAGUAACUAUACCAGCGUCGUGCAGACGUGUCUGAGGGACUACUGCAAGGAUAUGGACCCCGAUAUUGGCGGGUGCGUGGGCUUCAAUAACGGAUCGACGACGCUGAAUUUCACCGUCUAUACCCUGGAAAAUUGGGGCUACGAGUACUUCGCCAGCGAUGUGAGUAAGCCCCAUAUCCCCGAGUCGUCCAUGAUCUCUCCCCGCCAAUUGACGCUUCUCAGGUCUUCAUCUCCUACAUCAUGCAAAUCAUCGUCAUCGUCUACUUCUGGAUCCUCCUCCGCACCUUCCGCCUCUUUCCCCCGCCUGCUCACGUUCCUCCAGCGGCACCGCACAGGAUCCCGCGCCCGCCGCCCAGCCAACGGCAUCAUGGCACGCACGCGAGCCUUCCUAUCACUGCAUAACGUGGCGCUCAAGCACACGCUCGUCGAAUUCCAAGAAACGCAGUGCUUCUUCAUGAUCGCUUCUCAGGCCGCCAUCCUCAUGACGAAGACAUCCAACAAGGUCUUCGACGCGGUGACCCUGCAUCAACUCUGGGCCAAUAACGGCGUUGCGGGCAUGGUGUCGACCGCGGGCGUCUUCCCCAUCGUCCUGGGCAUGUGGAGUCUGGAGAAAAUGCACAGCACUCCACGGUGGAUCUUUGUGUUAUCGGUUGGCACGGUGAUUCUCGCCGAGGUCGCCAUGUCGUGGACUAUCCACGCGCCGACGAUCAAGCAGCUUGUGCCGAUUGAGAACCACACUUGGCCGGAGAGCUGCGGCCACCAUGUGCCGCCGCUGAUCUGGUGCGCAAGCCCAAGUUUCUACGAUGCUUACGGGCCUGUGGGCAUUUUCUAUCAUUUUUUGAACCCGUUCUGCUUGGCGGUGUUUGUCAUCACCUGCCUGGUCUAUCUUUGUCCGUGGGCAGGGUGGGUGGUGGUCCGCUUGUCGCUGAUGGAGACGCCCUUGGGCCGGCUGUUUCUGGCCCGGCCACAUCGACAAAUCAGACGGGUGAUGGACUCGAAAUGGGGCAGUCGCCUCUUCGUGCGGGUUGGGCCGAAGGUACUGACUGUUGCCGUGGAGAUAUUGUUGGUUGUCUGCACGUUCCUCGAUGUGGUUUGUUUCGCCUUUUUUUAUUACUAUGGCUUUAUUGAUUUUGGCUCCUGGUCCUUUGGCCAGAUUGUCGCGAUCACGAUCUGGUUUCCUGUCAUUAGCAAGUAUUGUUAUUGGACGUUUUUUGGCACCGAUUCGGGUUCUGGCAUGCGUGUUCCGAGGCCUCCUAAAAAUGUCCCCGGGGAAGUUCAAGAACCUGAGAGUGAGGUGGAGCUCUCGGGCUUGGAUCAAGAGACAUUGCCCUCCUCUUCCAAGGCGCUCACUGAGCAGCCCAAAGGCUAG
Penicillium canariense is the source of this 1473-nucleotide messenger RNA. RefSeq lists its product as uncharacterized. The record is from RefSeq and is a predicted model, not a curated record. Bases 1 to 1473 code for a protein of 490 amino acids. The transcript has 3 exons. Lineage: Eukaryota; Fungi; Ascomycota; Eurotiomycetes; Eurotiales; Aspergillaceae.